Molecule: messenger RNA, 1941 nt
Organism: Diutina rugosa
Lineage: Eukaryota; Fungi; Ascomycota; Pichiomycetes; Serinales; Debaryomycetaceae
Exons: 1
Coding region: 1-1941 (646 amino acids)
Biological process (GO): spliceosomal complex assembly; mRNA splicing, via spliceosome
Cellular component (GO): U2-type catalytic step 2 spliceosome; post-mRNA release spliceosomal complex; Prp19 complex
Molecular function (GO): protein binding
Source: RefSeq, a predicted model, not a curated record
AUGGCUCCGACCCAAACCCUCUCAGUGAGGGAUGCCCAGGACCUCGAAGAGUUCCGCUCGUGGCAGCUUGUCAAACGACGAGAGUUCGAACAGCAGCUCAACAAGAACCGCCUCAAUUUCGGCCAGUGGCUCCGCUACGCCCGCUGGGAAGCCAACGAGUGCCACGACCUUGCCCGCGCCCGCUCCGUGUACGAACGAGCGUUGGAUGUUGAUGUCGCCUACGUGCCGUUCUGGGUCCAGUAUAUCCGCUUUGAGUUGGCCCACAAAGCCGUCAGCCACGCCAGAAACCUCUUGGACCGAGCGACAUCGGUGUUGCCUUACGUGGCGAAAUUGUGGUUUCUAGCCGUCCAGACGGAGGAGGCGUUGAAGAACUAUGCUAAGGUGAAACUCACAUUUGAACGGUGGCUAGAAUGGCGCCCAGAACCGGUGGCAUGGGACGCCUACGUCAGUUUCGCCACUCGCCACGGCGACCCCGAGCUUGCCCGCCAAAUCUACCUUCGCUACGUUGACCAGCACCCAACUACCGAUACGUGGCUCAAGUGGGCAGCGUUUGAGCGCGAUGAGCCGGCCAAUAUCGGCAAUACUCGCCUAGUGUACGAAACGGGGGCCGAACGGCUUUUGCGGGCUCAGGACGCCAAAGUGGCCGAGUUCAUCGAUAGCUGGACACAAUGGGAAACCUCAGUUCAGGAAUACCACCGGGCCCGGGCGAUAUUCGACACUAUCUUGGCGGGAAAGGAGGUGUCGCUACCAGCGUCAGUGCGGCACCAGAUAGUCACUGUCAAGGCUCAGUUUGAUCGAUUAUACGGCCAGGAUACGCAGCUUCUCGACGAAAACGUUGCCUCGUGGCGGAUUCUGAGCUAUCGCCAACUGGUGGAGGCCGACCCCCGUGACUACGACCUGUGGUGGCAGCUAUUGACGUUGGCACCUGAUGAGGCGACAUUCGAAGCCGCUGUCGCUCAGCCACCAUUGAAUCUGGACCGCAAGCUGGCGAGCUGGAACCGGUACGUGUUCAUCUGGAUCCGCUACGCAUUGUGGCUUGAAUACGCUGUGGAAGACAUUGAGAGAGCCCGCUCAGUAUGGCAACGGUGCGUGCAAGCGAUUCCUCAUGCAAAGUUCCUGUUUGCCAAAAUGUGGAUUGAGUAUAGUCGGUUUGAAACGAGAGCGGGCGGGCUCGCUGAGGGAAGGAAAGUGCUCGGCAAAGCCAUCGGCAAAACCUCAAAGAUACCUCCUAAGGCAAAACUUUUCCGCUACUAUAUCGAUGUGGAACGCAAAGUGGGCGAGUGGCUGCGGGUCCGCAAACUCUACGAGAAGUGGAUGGAGGCCCUGGUGGCCCAUGGCGGUGGCAGUGGUCGGUGGGUGGACGUGUUGCGUCAGUACGUCGAUUUUGAAAGCUCAAUUGGCGAGGACGAACGAGUUAAGGCUUUGGUGAGUUUAGCCGGAGAGAGUGGCGACGUCCAUGCUCGAGAAUAUGCCAUUAAUUGGUAUAACGAUGAGCUUCUUUAUGAUGAGCUGAGACAAUUGUACGAAGAUGCCGUGACAUCUAACCCUGCCCUGGUGACCACGUGGAUCGCCUAUGCCCUUUUUGAGUCUCAGAUCCCCACCGAUGAACAAUUGGAUGCGUUCAACGCCUCUGACGACACCGAACUCGAAUUGGAAAUUACCGAUACUCACCGCAAGGCGACACGAAAGGUGUUCACUCGCGCCAUCGAAGCCAUUGGCGAUAACGCUAAGGCUCAUAUUGCGAUUUUGAAAACCUGGAAGGAGUAUGAGGACGUCAACGGUGACGAAGCCAACCAGCGCCGUUUACAAGAAAUGCAACCGAUUAAGUUGGACGACGGCACCUAUGAGUUCCCUGAAGUGGCGGAAGUGGUGGCUAAACCUAAUCUUGCCAAAUUCUUGGCUAGCGCUAAGGCGUGGCAGAAGAAAGAGGAGGCUGAAUAG